Suillus bovinus is the source of this 1824-nucleotide messenger RNA. RefSeq lists its product as uncharacterized. The record is from RefSeq and is a predicted model, not a curated record. The transcript has 7 exons. Gene Ontology annotation, cellular component: cytoplasm. Gene Ontology annotation, biological process: protein folding. NCBI's taxonomy places the organism in Eukaryota, Fungi, Basidiomycota, Agaricomycetes, Boletales, Suillaceae. Bases 124 to 1590 code for a protein of 488 amino acids.
AGUUAAGCUCGGUGUCAAUAGGCUACGCAGUACAUGCGCAGAGGGUCAGCGUUCUGACUCCGCUCCUUUCAAUAGAGCUCGCUUACGUCUGCAACGUUGUUCACGACUGGCAGCAUUAACGAUAUGGAGAAGACGAGCGAACACCAGAAACUCUCAUACUCGUGGCACCAGUCCCAUGAUCAGGCCACAGUUUUGUUACUUGUCCCGUAUGAAACUUCAAGAGAAGACGUUGUUGUUGUUAUUGAACGCAACUAUCUACUCGCUGGCGUUAAAGGACAACAGCCCAUCGUGAAAGGUCGUCUUUACAGCCACGUCGACGUUGCGAACUCAGCGUGGCAACUCGAACCCCGCAACUCGCGUCUUUCCGCUCGGGAGCGUACCACGUCGACCAUAUCGACAACGUCCACCCAAUCUUCUUUCGCUUUUGUAUCCGACCCAGAAAUUUCAAGCAGCUUUGCGGCUUCUCUGGAAAGCGGCCAAGUAUCUGACGCAGAGGAGGUUGUAACUCCUUCACCGGCACUAUCAUCGCCUACCUCCUCACCUGACGAGCACACGAGCAGUGCGAAUCAUCAUCACUCCAUCCCUGUUACUUCUAGUCCUGCAUCGCCUUCAUUGCCUGUACAUGCCUUAUCUUCAUUCUCCUCCUUGGAGUCACUACACUCCAAUUCAGGAAGACUCGUAACACUUCAUCUCGAGAAGGAACAGUCAAUUAUUUGGCCAUCAUUGAUCCGAGGACCGAUUCCCCAGGAAAUUUCGCCAUGCGCUCCUGUCCCUAUGUUAUAUGAUUCUAGCUUGGAAUACAAAUACAACAUGGACCCUACAAGUCUUGUCCUAUAUGCCAUAGAACUUUAUGACAUCAGGAAAGAUAAAGAAGAAGCAUUUGAGUACUUUGUACGAGCGUGGCACCAUGGCCAUCUCCCUUCUUCUACGAUGAAAUUGGUGACCCACUAUCUACCCGUCCAAACAUCAUUGGACCAUCUUGAUGCAUCUGAAGAAGGGCAAUGUGGAACCGUCUCAUAUUAUGUUCAGUCCAUUGGCGGCCCGGCGGGCCUGGCCAGGCUCUUCUUGGAGGCUGGUCUUCUUCAUCUCGAAGGAGCAGCUUCUGUUUUCCUGUCAGCGUCUUAUUCUACGUUGUCAUCCAUUAGGAUGCCGCCACAGCCACAGCCUGGAGAAGGGGGCACAGAAGCUUGGAAGCGUGAUAGGGAAGCCGCAGGUCGAUACUUUGAGCGUGCUCGCACUUUGCAGCCCGAUUUUGACAUUCCCGUCCUUCCUGAUGAAGGCAUUGACCAGCAUGGCCUUGGAAGCGUCCAUGAACUUGAGAUGCCAUCUAUAGAGAUUCAUCCUUCUGCCUCGGCGAGCCUCUAUUCUGGAGAGGAUUCGCUCCACUCAGAACAAGAGAUCAUCCCGCGCCGAAGAAGGCAAAAGAAAGAAGAGCUUAUCUUCAUGGACGAGGUCAAGGGCAAGGAUGACAUCGAUAGUGCGUGGUACUUGUAUGUUCCCAGCCUGGUAGGUGCCGGCACAGCGUUGCUAGUUGUGGGCGUUAUAGGCGCACUCAGCCUUUCGUCGUGGAGGAGAAACCAAGGAUCUUGAUGUGUAUCUUCUUUGGAUUUGCUGUUCUCAGUGUUCUAGUACUUUCAUUAGACUUGAGCUAUCGUUCUAGUUUUCCUAUUGCUCCAGUUAUUGCUUCUUUGUAUUAAGACUAUAUAUCUUUCCCUGGUUGUUAGUGUUUCUUUCCUGGAAUCGACUCAAUGUGGCGCUAGAGUUUGGAGAUCUAUGAUGUAUACUAGUACUAGCUUGUUACAUAAAGUUUGACUUCAGGGAUUG